Molecule: messenger RNA, 979 nt
Organism: Peromyscus eremicus (cactus mouse)
Lineage: Eukaryota; Metazoa; Chordata; Mammalia; Rodentia; Cricetidae
Gene: Mrpl42
Product: mitochondrial ribosomal protein L42
Exons: 7
Coding region: 430-855 (141 amino acids)
Cellular component (GO): mitochondrial large ribosomal subunit
Source: RefSeq, a predicted model, not a curated record
UUGUUCAUUCAAUGUCCCUCGCAAUUUGCGCGCCGCGGCGGGCUGGCGCUGCGGCGGUUCUCCCUGCCCCGGGGGGGAGCGCGCGCUCGUGCCCAACGAGGAGGAGCACACCGGAACUCCGAUGGCCAAGCUUCUAACUGGGGAACUCGCUAGUGGUCAAGGCCCUGACAAGACACUUGUACUAUCAAGAGACUUUAAGAGCAGGCACCCUGAUUCUGUAGAGACCCCUCUCCCUGCAUGCUAGAGUGCUGUUUCCUCUCCACACUUCUGGGCCAGUUCUCAAUGGAAACAGAAUUCCAGGGGAUGAUGACUCAGCCUUUGGCAAGAAGGUUGGCAGGAACAGCAGGAUUGAAAGUCUGUGUGCCUAGAACAAGAUUUUAGACUCGAUCUCUCCUCACAAUAUCUUUUUCAAAUCACCCGAUAAGGAUCAUGGCAUCAGCAGUCAAAUGGGUGACAUCAAACAGAACUAUCUGGAAACAUUUAUUUCCAAUGCAAAAUGGAGCUUUAUCCAGUGUCUGCCAUAAGUCUACAUAUUCUUCUCUUCCAGAGGACUACAACUGCAAGGUAGAGCUGGCUUUGACCUCUGACGGCAGGACAAUAGUGUGCUACCACCCUUCCGUGGACAUCCCCUACGAGCACACCAAACCUGUCCCUCAACCAGAUAUUUUGCAUAAUAAUGAAGAAACACAUGAACAAGUGCUGAAAACCAAAUUGGAAGAAAAAAGCAAACGGCUUGAGCAAGGCCCCAUGAUAGAGCAGCUCAGCAAGGUGUUCUUCACCACGAAGCAUCGCUGGUACCCACGCGGACAGUAUCACAUGCGCCGUAAGAAACCGGAUCCCCCCAAAGACAGGUGAUGACUCUCGAUUUUCCAAGCAUCGAGGAAAUUUUGCUUUUGUCUCAUUUGGCAGCUGAGAAAAUGCAAAUGGUGUAUUCAUUAAGAUGUUAUGUAAGAAAAUAAUAAAAACACCCUUUCAUAGA